Molecule: messenger RNA, 13222 nt
Organism: Mus caroli (Ryukyu mouse)
Lineage: Eukaryota; Metazoa; Chordata; Mammalia; Rodentia; Muridae
Source: RefSeq, a predicted model, not a curated record
CCCUCCCGCAGCCUCGCCGCCUUGGUGCCUUCCUGCCCGGCUCGGCCGGCGCUCGUCCCCGGCCCCGGCAGCCCCGGGGCUGCGCUCNCUCGGAGCAUCUUCAGCCCCGCAGUGGCUCGGACCCGAUGCUACGGGAGCGGAGCGAGCGGGGCGCGCAGAGCUGCGGGAGGCGUCAGAUGCGCGGCCGGGCUGGGGACCCGGAGCUCUUGCCAGCUCGCCUUGCCCUUUGGUGAUUACCGGACUCUGUUUAGAGCCCGGUUGUUCCUCGGAGGAGACCGGCGCAUCCGAGAGGAGCCAUCCGUGUCGUGUGCGUGUGGAAUAUCUGCAGACAUGACUGCGUGGAGGAAAUUCAAGUCGCUGCUCCUGCCUCUGGUGCUGGCGGUUCUGUGCGCGGGGCUCCUCACUGCAGCUAAGGGUCAGAACUGUGGUGGCCUGGUACAGGGACCCAAUGGCACCAUUGAAAGUCCUGGCUUUCCUCAUGGGUACCCCAACUAUGCCAACUGCACCUGGAUCAUUAUUACUGGGGAGCGCAACAGGAUCCAGCUAUCCUUCCAUACAUUUGCCCUAGAAGAGGACUUUGACAUUUUAUCUGUCUAUGAUGGACAGCCCCAGCANGGGAACUUGAAAGUGAGGCUGUCAGGAUUCCAACUGCCUUCCUCCAUCGUGAGUACCGGGUCGCUCCUCACGCUCUGGUUCACCACGGACUUUGCAGUGAGCGCACAGGGUUUCAAGGCCAUGUAUGAAGUUUUACCUAGUCACACGUGUGGAAACCCUGGGGAGAUACUGAAAGGAGUUCUCCACGGCACGAGGUUCAACAUAGGCGACAAGAUCAGGUACAGCUGUCUCUCGGGCUACAUCUUGGAAGGUCACGCCAUUCUGACUUGCAUUGUCAGCCCUGGGAAUGGUGCAUCCUGGGACUUCCCAGCUCCUUUUUGCAGAGCUGAGGGAGCCUGUGGGGGAACGCUAAGGGGAACCAGCGGUUCCAUAUCCAGCCCUCACUUCCCCUCGGAGUAUGACAAUAAUGCCGACUGCACGUGGACCAUCUUGGCUGAGCCUGGGGACACCAUUGCUCUUGUUUUUACUGACUUCCAGCUGGAGGAAGGAUACGACUUCUUAGAGAUCAGCGGGACAGAAGCACCAUCCAUAUGGCUCACAGGCAUGAACCUCCCAUCCCCUGUGAUCAGCAGCAAGAACUGGCUACGUCUCCACUUUACAUCUGACAGCAAUCACCGACGUAAAGGGUUCAAUGCUCAGUUCCAAGUGAAAAAGGCAAUUGAGCUGAAGUCGAGAGGAGUCAAGAUGCUACCAAGCAAGGACAGCAGCCACAAAAACUCUGUCUUGACCCAAGGAGGUGUGUCUCUCGUCUCAGACAUGUGUCCAGAUCCUGGGAUUCCAGACAAUGGCAGAAGAGCAGGUUCUGACUUCAGGGUUGGUGCAAAUGUGCAAUUCUCCUGUGAGGACAAUUAUGUACUCCAAGGUGCCAAGGGAAUCACCUGUCAAAGAGUCACAGAGACCCUUGCAGCAUGGAAUGACCACAGACCCAUCUGUCGAGCCAGGACAUGUGGAUCAAACCUGCGUGGGCCAAGUGGUGUCAUCACCUCCCCUAACUACCCAGUGCAAUAUGAAGACAAUGCUCACUGUGUGUGGGUCAUCACAACAACGGAUCCAGACAAGGUCAUCAAGCUUGCUUUUGAAGAGUUUGAGUUGGAACGAGGGUACGACACCCUGACAGUCGGGGAUGCUGGGAAGGUGGGGGACACCAGAUCCGUCUUGUAUGUGCUCACAGGCUCCAGUGUUCCUGACCUCAUCGUGAGCAUGAGCAAUCAGAUGUGGCUUCACCUGCAGUCAGAUGACAGCAUCGGCUCACCAGGGUUUAAAGCUGUGUACCAAGAAAUUGAGAAGGGAGGCUGUGGGGACCCUGGCAUCCCAGCCUAUGGGAAGCGGACUGGCAGCAGCUUCUUGCAUGGAGACACGCUCACCUUUGAGUGCCAGGCAGCGUUUGAGCUGGUGGGAGAGAGAGUGAUUACCUGCCAGAAAAACAACCAGUGGUCGGGCAACAAGCCAAGCUGCGUGUUUUCGUGUUUCUUCAACUUCACGGCACCCUCUGGGAUCAUCCUCUCGCCAAACUAUCCUGAGGAGUAUGGCAACAACAUGAACUGUGUGUGGUUGAUUAUAUCUGAGCCCGGGAGCCGGAUUCACCUCAUCUUCAAUGAUUUNGAUGUGGAACCUCAGUUUGACUUCCUUGCCGUCAAGGAUGAUGGGAUUUCUGACAUCACAGUCCUCGGAACUUUCUCUGGCAAUGAGGUGCCUGCACAGCUGGCCAGCAGUGGACACAUAGUACGCCUGGAGUUUCAGUCUGAUCACUCCACCACUGGCAGAGGUUUCAACAUCACAUAUACCACAUUUGGUCAGAACGAGUGCCACGACCCUGGGAUUCCUGUGAAUGGACGGCGUUUUGGAGACAGGUUUCUGCUGGGAAGUUCAGUGUCCUUCCACUGUGAUGAUGGCUUUGUGAAGACUCAGGGUUCUGAGUCCAUCACGUGCAUCUUGCAAGAUGGAAAUGUGGUCUGGAGCUCUACUGUCCCUCGCUGUGAAGCUCCAUGUGGUGGGCACCUGACAGCUUCCAGUGGGGUCAUAUUACCUCCAGGAUGGCCGGGAUACUACAAAGAUUCUUUAAACUGCGAAUGGGUCAUUGAAGCAAAACCAGGGCAUUCCAUCAAAAUAACAUUCGACAGGUUCCAGACGGAAGUCAAUUAUGAUACCCUGGAAGUACGGGAUGGGCCAACCAGCUCAUCCCCACUAAUAGGAGAGUACCACGGCACUCAGGCACCACAGUUCCUCAUCAGCACAGGCAACUACAUGUACCUGCUGUUUACCACUGAUAGCAGCCGGGCUAGUGUUGGCUUCCUCAUCCACUAUGAGAGUGUGACUCUUGAAUCUGACUCCUGUCUGGACCCAGGCAUCCCUGUAAAUGGUCAUCGCCAUGGCAGUAACUUUGGUAUCAGGUCUACAGUGACCUUCAGCUGUGACCCUGGGUACACACUCAGUGAUGAUGAGCCCCUCAUCUGUGAGAAGAACCACCAGUGGAACCACGCCUUGCCCAGCUGUGAUGCUCUGUGUGGAGGCUACAUCCAUGGAAAGAGUGGGACUGUCCUUUCUCCAGGAUUUCCAGACUUUUAUCCAAACUCUCUGAACUGUACAUGGACCAUCGAAGUCUCUCAUGGCAAGGGAGUGCAGAUGAAUUUCCACACCUUUCACCUUGAAAGUUCCCACGACUAUUUGCUGAUCACAGAGGACGGGAGUUUCUCAGAGCCAGUAGCCAGGCUCACUGGGUCAGUCCUGCCUCACACCAUUAAGGCUGGUUUGUUUGGAAACUUCACUGCGCAACUCAGGUUCAUCUCUGACUUCUCCAUCUCCUAUGAAGGCUUCAACAUUACGUUUGCAGAAUAUGACCUGGAGCCCUGUGAUGACCCUGGAGUCCCUGCCUUCAGCCGCAGAAUUGGGUUUCAGUUCGGUGUGGGUGACACCCUGGCUUUCACCUGCUUCCAGGGAUACCGCUUAGAAGGUGCAACCAAGCUAACGUGCCUGGGUGGGGGACGCCGAGUGUGGAGUGCACCUCUGCCAAGGUGUGUGGCUGAAUGUGGAGCAAGCGUCAAAGGAAAUGAAGGAACAUUACUCUCUCCAAAUUUCCCAUCCCAUUAUGAUAAUAAUCAUGAGUGUAUCUAUAAAAUAGAAACAGAAGCCGGGAAGGGGAUCCAUCUCAGAGCUCGAACCUUCCAGCUCUUCGAAGGAGACACUCUAAAGGUUUACGAUGGAAAGGACAGCUCCUCAAGGUCACUGGGUGUCUUCACAAGAAACGAAUUGAUGGGGUUGGUGCUCAACAGCACCUCCAACCACCUGAGGCUGGAGUUCAACACCAACGGGUCAGACACCGCCCAAGGCUUCCAGCUCACCUACACCAGUUUUGACCUAGUGAAAUGUGAGGAUCCGGGCAUCCCUAACUAUGGCUACAGGAUCCGUGAUGAUGGCCACUUCACAGACACUGUAGUUCUCUACAGCUGCAACCCGGGCUACGCAAUGCAUGGCAGCAGUACCCUGACCUGCUUGAGUGGGGACCGCAGGGUGUGGGACAAACCUAUGCCUUCCUGUGUGGCUGAAUGUGGUGGUCUUGUCCAUGCAGCCACAUCAGGGCGCAUACUGUCUCCUGGCUACCCUGCCCCAUAUGACAACAACCUUCAUUGCACUUGGACCAUAGAGGCCGAUCCUGGAAAGACCAUCAGCCUCCAUUUCAUUGUGUUUGACACUGAAACGGCGCAUGACAUCCUCAAGGUCUGGGAUGGCCCNGUAGACAGCAACAUCCUGCUGAAGGAGUGGAGCGGUUCAGCCCUACCUGAGGACAUCCACAGCACCUUCAACUCACUCACCCUGCAGUUCGACAGUGACUUCUUCAUCAGCAAGUCCGGCUUCUCCAUCCAGUUCUCCACUUCCAUUGCAUCCACCUGCAAUGACCCUGGGAUGCCUCAGAAUGGUACCCGCUACGGUGACAGCCGGGAACCUGGAGACACCAUCACCUUCCAGUGUGACCCUGGAUACCAGCUCCAAGGACCAGCCAAGAUCACGUGUGUGCAGCUGAACAACCGUUUCUUCUGGCAGCCAGAUCCUCCUUCAUGCAUAGCUGCUUGUGGUGGGAAUCUGACAGGCCCUGCUGGAGUGAUUUUAUCCCCAAACUACCCACAGCCAUACCCUCCUGGGAAGGAGUGCGACUGGAGGAUUAAGGUGAACCCAGACUUUGUCAUUGCCUUGAUAUUCAAAAGUUUUAGCAUGGAGCCGAGUUAUGACUUCCUGCAUAUCUAUGAAGGGGAGGACUCCAACAGCCCACUGAUUGGAAGUUUCCAGGGCUCUCAAGCCCCAGAGAGGAUCGAGAGCAGUGGUAACAGCCUCUUCCUGGCAUUCAGGAGCGAUGCUUCUGUUGGCCUGUCGGGAUUCGCCAUUGAAUUUAAAGAGAAACCCCGGGAAGCUUGCUUUGACCCUGGGAACAUAAUGAAUGGGACAAGGAUUGGAACUGACUUUAAACUGGGCUCUACAGUUACCUAUCAGUGUGACUCUGGUUACAAGAUUGUGGGUCCCUCGUCCAUUGAGUGUGUGACAGGGCCUGAUGGGAAGCCGUCCUGGGACCNGGCACUACCUGCCUGNCAAGUGGUAUUUGGACAGUUUGCCUAUUUCCAGACUGCACUGAACGACUUGGCAGAGUUAUUUGAUGGAACACAUCCCCAGGCCAGGCUUCUCAGUUCUCUCUCUGGUUCCCAUUCAGGUGAAACACUGCCACUGGCUACAUCCAAUCAGAUUCUGCUUCGAUUCAGCGCCAAAAGCGGAGCUUCUGCACGGGGUUUCCACUUCGUCUACCAAGCUGUUCCACGCACCAGUGAUACACAGUGCAGCUCUGUCCCAGAGCCCAGAUAUGGGAGAAGGAUUGGUUCUGAGUUCUCUGCAGGCUCCAUCGUCCGCUUCGAGUGUAACCCAGGUUACCUGCUGCAAGGUUCCACCGCCAUCCGCUGCCAGUCUGUGCCAAAUGCUUUGGCUCAGUGGAAUGACACCAUUCCAAGCUGUAUCCAAGUGAUCAGCUUUGCCACAGAGCAGAACUGGGACUCUCUGGAGAUCCAUGAUGGAGGAGACAUGACGGCCCCGAGACUGGGCAGCUUCUCAGGUAGGGUGGUCCUGCAUUUCCCUUUGUCUAGGCUUUUGAACCAGAAUGAAAGCCAAAGGAAGAACAGAAACNAGUGUGUGGACAGUGAGAGUGACAUGGCAGUGGGGUCCUGUGCAGGAGGCCAUCUGGAGGAGCCAGCGGUGGGCCUGGCUGCCUGCCAGGAACCUGCUCUCCCGAGCAAUGGCAUCAAGAUAGGAGACCGGUACAUGGUGAACGAUGUGCUGUCCUUCCAGUGUGAACCUGGGUAUACCUUGCAGGGCCGCUCACACAUUUCUUGUAUGCCAGGAACCGUACGUCGCUGGAACUACCCUUCCCCUUUGUGCAUUGCCACCUGUGGUGGGACACUAACCAGCAUGAGUGGAGUGAUCCUGAGCCCAGGGUUCCCAGGCUCAUACCCCAACAACUUGGACUGCACCUGGAAGAUAUCACUGCCCAUUGGCUAUGGUGCACAUAUCCAAUUUCUAAAUUUCUCAACUGAAGCCAACCAUGACUACCUGGAGAUCCAGAAUGGCCCUUACCACAGCAGUCCAAUGAUGGGCCAGUUCAGUGGCCCUGACCUGCCUACAUCAUUGCUGAGCACCACACAUGAAACCCUCAUCCGCUUCUAUAGUGACCACUCACAGAACCGGCAAGGAUUUAAACUCAGUUACCAAGCUUAUGAGUUACAGAACUGCCCAGAUCCACCCGCAUUCCAGAAUGGGUUCAUGAUCAACUCGGAUUACAGCGUGGGCCAGUCGAUCUCCUUUGAGUGCUACCCGGGCUACAUCUUGCUAGGCCACCCUGUGCUCACCUGCCAGCAUGGAACUGACAGGAACUGGAACUACCCUUUCCCACGGUGUGACGGAAAGAAAUUGCUCUUGUUCAUGAAUGACUCAGCCCAUGGUAUCAGCCCUGUAUUCUUUCUGCACACUUGGCCCUAUUGGGAAACUGGCUAUGCAGCCUCUGCUAUAACGUUGAACUUACUCCUCUCAUGGCCCCAUCUCUUUCCCAGGGAUGGUCCUGACCAGAACUCGCCUCAGCUUGGGGUCUUCAGUGGAAACACUGCCCUUGAGACGGCCUACAGCUCCACCAACCAGGUCCUGCUCAAAUUCCACAGCGAUUUCUCCAAUGGAGGCUUCUUUGUCCUCAAUUUCCAUGCAUUUCAGCUGAAGAGGUGCCCGCCUCCCCCAGCAGUGCCANAGGCUGACCUGNUUACAGAAGAUGAGGACUUUGAAAUAGGGGACUUCGUGAAGUACCAGUGCCAUCCAGGGUACACACUGUUGGGAAGCGACACCCUGACAUCACAAUGCCCAGCAAAUGAAGUGCGAACAGAGUCUUCUGGGGUGAUUCUCAGUCCAGGGUACCCAGGCAACUAUUUUAACUCCCAGACAUGUGCUUGGAGUAUUAAAGUGGAGCCAAACUUCAACAUUACACUCUUUGUGGACACAUUCCAAAGUGAAAAGCAAUUUGAUGCACUGGAAGUGUUUGAUGGUUCUUCUGGGCAAAGUCCUCUGUUAGUAGUCUUAAGUGGGAACCACACUGAACAAUCCAAUUUUACCAGCAGAAGUAACCAUCUAUACCUGCGCUGGUCCACAGACCAUGCAACCAGCAAGAAAGGAUUCAAGAUUCGCUAUGCAGCUCCUUACUGCAGCCUCACCUCUACACUCAAGAAUGGUGGCAUUUUAAAUAAAACCACUGGGGCAGUGGGGAGCAAGGUACACUACUUCUGCAAGCCUGGUUAUCGAAUGAUUGGCCACAGCAAUGCGACCUGCAGGCGGAACCCAGUGGGAGUGUAUCAGUGGGACUCGAUGGCACCACUUUGCCAGGCUGUGUCCUGUGGAAUUCCAGAGGCUCCAGGAAAUGGCUCAUUCACGGGCAAUGAGUUCACCUUAGACAGUAAAGUGACUUAUGAAUGUAAUGAAGGCUUCAAGCUGGAUGCCAGUCAGGAAGCCACCACUGUAUGUCAAGAAGAUGGCCUGUGGAGCAACAGAGGAAAGCCACCCACAUGCAAACCGGUGCCCUGCCCCAGCAUCGAAGGCCAGCUGUCAGAGCACGUGCUCUGGAGGCUGGUUUCAGGAUCACUGAAUGAAUACGGAGCUCAAGUUCUCCUCAGCUGCAGCCCCGGCUACUUCUUGCAGGGUCAGAGGCUCUUGCAGUGUCAAGCCAAUGGGACCUGGAGCACUGAGGAAGACAGACCCAGAUGUAAAGUCAUNUCCUGUGGAAGCCUGUCCUUUCCCCCAAAUGGUAACAAAAUAGGGACGCUCACUAUAUAUGGAGCCACUGCCAUCUUUACCUGCAAUACCGGCUACACACUUGUGGGCUCCCACGUCCGGGAGUGCUUGGCCAAUGGUCUCUGGAGCGGAUCAGAAACAAGGUGUCUGGCGGGUCAUUGCGGCUCUCCAGACCCCAUUGUGAAUGGCCAUAUCAGCGGUGAUGGCUUCAGCUACAGAGACACAGUGGUCUACCAAUGCAACCCUGGGUUCCGGCUGGUGGGCACCUCUGUGAGGAUUUGCCUGCAGGACCACAAGUGGUCGGGGCAGACUCCUGUUUGUGUCCCCAUCACAUGUGGACACCCUGGAAACCCUGCCCAUGGCCUCACCAACGGCACCGAGUUCAACCUGAACGACCUUGUGAAUUUCACCUGCCAUACUGGCUACCUGCUGCUGGGUGCCUCCAGAGCCCAGUGUCGGAGCAACGGCCAGUGGAGCAGCCCCUUGCCCAUCUGUCGAGUUGUGAACUGUUCCGAUCCUGGAUUUGUGGAAAAUGCAGUUCGCCAUGGGCAACAGAACUUUCCAGAGAGUUUCGAGUAUGGGACAAGCGUGAUGUAUCACUGCAAGAAGGGGUUCUACCUGCUGGGAUCUUCUGCCCUGACCUGCAUGGCAAAUGGCUUGUGGGACCGCUCCUUACCCAAGUGUCUGGCUGGAGAAUUGUUUACAUACGGAGCCACAGUUCAGUACUCCUGCAAAGGGGGCCAGAUCCUCACAGGCAACAGCACAAGAGUCUGCCAAGAAGACAGUCACUGGAGUGGAUCCCUUCCUCAUUGUUCAGUCAUCAGCUGUGGGGAUCCUGGCACACUGCCCAAUGGCAUCCAGUUUGGGACAGACUUCACUUUCAACAAGACCGUGAGCUAUCAGUGCAACCCCGGCUACCUAAUGGAGCCCCCAACAUCACCCACCAUCCGCUGCACCAAAGAUGGCACAUGGAAUCAGAGCCGGCCCCUCUGCAAAGCUGUCCUGUGCAACCAGCCUCCCCCAGUGACAAAUGGAAAGGUGGAGGGGUCAGACUUCCGGUGGGGUGCCAGCAUAAGCUACAGCUGGAUAUGGAGUGGCAUCCAGCCCACUUGUAUAGAUCCAGCACACACCGCCUGCCCAGACCCCGGCACUCCCCACUUUGGAAUUCAGAAUAGCUCCAAAGGAUACGAGGUUGGAAGCACUGUGUUCUUCAGAUGUAGAAAAGGGUACCAUAUCCAAGGCUCCACGACGCGGACCUGCCUUGCCAACCUCACAUGGAGUGGGAUCCAGACAGAGUGCAUACCCCAUGCUUGCCGACAGCCAGAGACCCCAGCGCAUGCAGAUGUGAGAGCCAUCGAUCUUCCAGCUUUUGGCUACACUUUAGUCUACACCUGCCAUCCUGGAUUUUUCCUUGCUGGUGGAUCUGAACACAGGACGUGUAAAGCAGAUAUGAAAUGGACAGGAAAGUCACCUGUUUGUAAAAGUAAAGGAGUGAGAGAAGUUAAUGAAACAGUUACUAAAACUCCAGUUCCUUCUGAUGUAUUUUUCAUCAACUCGGUGUGGAAAGGAUAUUAUGAAUAUUUAGGAAAGAGACAGCCUGCNACUCUCACUGUGGACUGGUUCAAUGCGACCAGCAGCAAGGUCAAUGCGACCUUCACUGCGGCCUCACAGGUGCAGCUGGAGCUGACAGGGGUCUACAAGAAAGAAGAGGCCCACCUGCUUCUGAAAGCCUUUCAUAUCAAAGGCCCAGCAGAUAUUUUUGUAAGCAAGUUUGAAAAUGACAACUGGGGACUCGAUGGUUACGUAAGUACUUUCAUGAAGAUUUUCANACAGUCCUCCCACUUUCAGUAUUCAAAUUCCUUUUNUCUUCCAGACCCUUCCAACUCGGACGCUGAUUCUUCAAAUCACUACCAGGGCACCAGCAGUGGCUCGGUGGCAGCUGCCAUUCUUGUUCCCUUCUUCGCUCUAAUUCUAUCAGGGUUUGCAUUUUACCUCUACAAACACAGAACAAGACCAAAAGUUCAAUAUAAUGGCUAUGCUGGCCAUGAAAACAGUAAUGGACAAGCUUCAUUUGAAAACCCCAUGUAUGAUACAAACUUAAAACCCACAGAGGCCAAGGCUGUGAGGUUUGACACGACUCUGAACACAGUGUGUACAGUGGUAUAGCCCUCAGUGCCCCCUAGGACCGAUUCAUAGCCAUACCUCUGAUGGACAAGCAGUAAAAUCCUUUGGUGCCAUAUACCACCCCCCUUCUACUCUUGCCUUGCUGCAGCAACCUUGGCCAUCGUCUGCUGGCAUAACGCAGUGGGAAUUUCUUCUCAACCAUGACCGAGUCUUCUGAGGAUCAAAUUGCAAAUACAUCUUCAUCUGGAAAGUGGAUUAUAAAAGCCUGGCUGCUGCCUCCACCAGACAUCAAGACACCGACAACGGCGAGGGCAAGGAAGACUGCAGAGUCUUACAGACAGGUGGUACUUAAUGCCUCUGACUUUUGUGUCUCUGUGUGGCCAGGAUGCCUUUGGAUGUAGUCUUCUGAGCAUAUGGAUACAUCCUUCAGGUGCGGCGACAAAAUGGUAGCAACUUGAUAUGUGUUUUGUGUUUUUCUUUUCUUUUUAACCCUAUUCCCUGGACACAAAUUCUUUACAAAAGAAAAACCUUCCUGGAGAAGACGCCUUCUGGAAAAUGCACACACGUACACUCGCUUCACUCNGCCCUGCCUGAGACAUGAGNUCUGUGGAUCUUCAGGCUCCAUUGGGCAUCCAUCAACUACUAGGGAUGUUUGAAGAUCCCACAGUCAGAGCUGUUCCAUCCAGGAUUCUUGAUGCUCAACAUUUUGCACUAGUGUGUUAAGAACAACUAAGUCUGAUUUCUAAACAAUUUCCACAGGGUUUGUAUUCACUAUACAUUGUACAUAAGCAUUUUCUCAUAUUGUAUUCUCAAACAACAGAUGCCACCAUCAAUUAAGUUGGAAUGUAAAGGAAAGUACCCCCAGAUACAGCACAGAUUUUGAAAAGAAGACAGUACUAGUAUGCUGAAGAAGUUAUAUUAUCACUUCUGUUGGCCACACUUAUGUGUCAAAUCCAUUGCCCACUUCUGGUGGUAGAAAGGAAGUCACAUAGUCCCCUUGACUUCCCCUCUUCAUGUGUAUACAACUAUUGUCUAUACAUUACUAAUCAAUAACAGGGGGCUCCAGCAAUGUCCGUUUUCCAUGUACAGUGUGAAUAGUAAUUUAUUUUAGGUAGCUCAUGAACUCAGUCCACAGUGCAGUCUUCCCUUCUGAAUUGUUUCCUUUCUCUGUUCUGUAACAUCACCCUCCCAGAAUGCAUUGAGAGUCUUAUCUCACAGCCACACCCAAGCUCAGAGGAAUCAAAAGGGAAAUCAAAGUUAAAAUCAGAAUCGGAAGGGCAGGCGCCACUCGCACACCCUCAUGAUGAUCUGUUUUAUAGAUUAUUUGCCUUCUUGCAAAAAAAAAUCAUUAGAGUGAUUUUUGAAACGUUAAAAUUCCUUACUGAUAGACUAUUAUGAUAUAUAUAAGAUAGGUGGUAUGGCCAACAGGGAUAAAAUAGACAGUCUGAAGACAAGGCAGGGCCAGAGAAAUGUCUGUAAGAAAUUCAAAGAGAAGAUCAUGUUUAUUUUUAUUUAUAUUUGUUUGAUAAAAGUAUUUUUGGAAAUAUAAUGCUUAUUUUAUUAUUUGACGUUUCAUGCACAGUCCAUGUGGUAAAAAUCCCCCCCCCCCUUUGCACAUCCCAGAUUUGCACUGAUACAUGGGUCAGGAUGCCAUGCUGACGUUCUGUUUGCUGUGGUGACUACAUUCAUGCUUGCUUUAAGACAGGUGGAUCUGUCUAGCUACAUGAUGUUUAAAUGCAGGACUUCCCAGAGGACAAUGGGUAAAAGAAUAUUGGCUUACAGCUUUGGAAGUUCAGCAUUCUGAGCAUUCCAGAGGCCCCGCUGGGCUCCCUCCUUCCAGCCCUCUCUUUUUGCAAGGGCUGUCUGUUGUGUCAGGACUCCUGACUUCUGUCAACACUCUAUCCACUGGGAUUCAUAUUUCAGGACUCCAUGUCCUAGGAAGGAGUUUUGAUAAAGGUUCCUUCAGCCAAGCCCACACACAUCCAUGGGAUUCCUCUGGGUCCUCAGAGGUUCUUCAUUGGCUCCCUGAGAAAUUCAGAUGAUGUCAACAANAGUGUGCUUCUAACCACACAUAGAGCCAAAACAAAACAGAGAGUGUCAGAGGGUCCACGGACCAGAGUGCGUAAGGGAGAACAGGGUUACUAUAUAUAUUAGAUGUAUAUAAAAACACACACACAAACAUAUAUAUAUAUAUAUUGUACAUAUCUAAGUUUGAGUCACUCAGACUAGGUGCAAAAUGCUGACUUUGGAGUCUAAACUAACGUCUCUGUCCCCACAUCCCUGUCCUCUUUGCUGGCCAGUUACAUUUAGAAGACUUGACUCAGACAGGGCAUACAUACAUGCAAGGAGCCACAUCGUUAGACCAGUGUCGUUUUCCUUUGUGUGCAAACUGACUUACAGCUACCAGACUGCAUCAUGGUAUUCAAAACCAACAUACAAUAUUGAGCAGCACUCAGUUGAGAGCCUAGCUCAAUCCUUCCUAGGAUGUGUGUGUGUGUGUGUGUGUGUGUGUGUGUGUGUGUGUGUUUGGUGUGGUGUUUCACCAGGUCUCAGAGGCAUUGAAGACCUAGCAGGACAGUCAGGAACACCUUCCUCAGUGAGGUCUCGACUCUUCCCUGAAGCGCCCAGAGCACAGUGAGGAGACACGCUAUGAGUGACAGAUUUUGUGCUUUGAAGCUGUUCAACUGUCGCUUGUCUUUGCCCAUCUUGCCUUCAGGCUAGCUGCAAUAAUUUUUUUCUUCUGUAAAAUAUUUUGUAAACAAUAACAACGACAACAAAAGCUAUUAUUAAAAAAAGGGAGAAAAGAAAGCUGGCAUUAUGAUCAGGAAAACCAUCCAUUCUCGCUGCCCCACCCUCCCGUCCCCACCACACGCUGCUGUCACAACGUAGGUGCGGAAGACCUUUUUUGUACAGAGAUAUAUUUUUUAUGAAGAAUUUGUAAAAUUAUUAAAUAUGCUGUAAUUUUUUGAUUAAUGUAGGUAAAUUGUUAAAAAAAAUAAAUGUUUUUACAAUACAAAACUGUAAUUUUCCCGAUAAUGUAACAUUACCCUCUCUAGCUGAUUUUCGGUUCCAAUCCUAUUCGACAUGUAUUAAUAUUAAGGCGGCCUGUUAAAAUGAACAGUAUCUUUUUGUCAAAAAAAAUUAUAAAGAGAGUGUAACAUAACCUGUGUAAUGCCACCUAUCU